Prorocentrum cordatum is the source of this 595-nucleotide messenger RNA. The record is from the annotation of a GenBank genome assembly. NCBI's taxonomy places the organism in Eukaryota, Dinophyceae, Prorocentrales, Prorocentraceae.
GUCUCUGGCGCCCGGCCGCACCUCGUGCUCACCGGCGCGGACGACGGCCUGCUGCUCGGCUGGGAUCUGCGCGCGCCCGCGGACGCGCCGCCCGCGCUCUCGAACCGCAGGUCGCACGAGGCCGGAGUGACGGCGAUCGCCGCCGACCCCCUCGACCCGAGCAGGGUGGCCACAGGCAGCUACGACGAGCGCGUGCGCGUCUUCGACCUGCGGUCGCUCGCGGGGGCGCCGCUGUGCGAGAGCGCGCGGCUGGGCGAUGGUGCGUACCACCUGGCGUGGCACCCGAGCUGGGAGGCGUGGGCAGUCCAGGAUCUCGGGGCUCCGCCACUUCCUGCAGGGCGUGCUGGCGGUGGCCGCCAUGCGCUCCGGGCUGCCCAUCCUCCACGUCGGGGCGGCCUCGGCACGGGAGAGCGCCCGGUACGCCGCGGACGCGAAGGAGGGCGAGCACGGAUCGUUGGCCUACGGCGUGUGCUGGAGGUCGUGCGGCACGGACGGCAAGUGGCUGGCCGCGUCCGCCUCCUUCUACGACCGCAGCGUCCACGUGUGGUCCGUGCCGCUCGCAGAGCCGGGCGCCCUGGAGGGCGACCCCACGUGA